GUCGAUAUUCUUGUUGAUAUAUGAACAUGCAGACAGCGGAGCAUGUUGCCGGGUUAAAAGCUGAUUUGUCCAAAUCUUGCGGGACGUUUCGUGUUCUUGUUGGCGUGACGGGAAGCGUUGCUGCCCUGAAGCUGCCUCUGGUGGUGUCCCAGCUGCUUGAGCUGCCCGGGGUGGAUGUAAGAGUAGUCACCACGGAGCAUGCCAAGCACUUCUACAAUUCUGCAGAGGUUUCAGUAAAAAUCUACACUGACAAGGAUGAGUGGGAGCUGUGGACUCAGAGAACUGAUCCUGUGUUGCACAUUGAGCUCAGGCGCUGGGCAGACCUACUUGUCAUUGCCCCGCUUGAUGCCAACACUCUUGGAAAGAUUGCAAAUGGAAUUUGUGACAAUCUCCUGACUUGUGUGGUAAGAGCCUGGGAUACCAGUCGCCCUCUCCUCUUCUGUCCUGCAAUGAAUACAGCUAUGUGGCAGCAUCCCAUCACAGCCCAGCAGGUAUCCAGGCUCACAGAGUUUGGAUAUGUGGAAAUCCCCUGCAUUGCUAAAAAGCUAGUAUGUGGAGAUGAAGGUAAAGGGGCCAUGGCAGAGGUAUCGACUAUUGUCAGUGUUGUCAAUCAGUAUCUACAGGACCCAGAUGAACAUCCCUGAAAACAUGCACAUAACAUUGUAUUGUACAUUCAGCUGGCACCAAUACAAAUAGAAAAAUAAUCAUAAUGACUUGUUCUCAAAAUGAGAUUGUGUCCGAAGCUCCAAGGCCCUACACACCCAUGAAAAACUCACAUAGUUAUUUUCAUACAUUCUUGUUGGGUUUGCUGGGGUGUAUAGACCAUCAUUGACUGGCAUCUUCGUGACUCAUCUGUUAGUUUUGUUUCAGGGCAACAUGCAAAUGUGUGAAAGUGUGUUCCUGUUGCAGCAUUUCAUUAGUUGCAUUUCAUCAAGCGUAGGUAAAUAGGUUGAAAAAUGCUGUUCAUUUGAUUUGUCAAAUUACUGUAUGAAUAAAAAAUAAGGUCAAAUAUCCUAUCUUUAAAAAAAAAAAAGGUCAUAGUGAUUCCUGCACUGUGACACUGGAAUUGUUUUUGUGUCUUUGUGUCAUACGUAACACACCAACAUUCUAAAAAUACUGUCAGUGUCAAAGAUGAAAUAAAUUUGGUUAAAAAA
Anoplopoma fimbria (sablefish) is the source of this 1154-nucleotide messenger RNA. RefSeq names its product phosphopantothenoylcysteine decarboxylase (gene ppcdc). Lineage: Eukaryota; Metazoa; Chordata; Actinopteri; Perciformes; Anoplopomatidae. The transcript has 5 exons. Gene Ontology annotation, molecular function: phosphopantothenoylcysteine decarboxylase activity; FMN binding. The record is from RefSeq and is a predicted model, not a curated record. Gene Ontology annotation, cellular component: phosphopantothenoylcysteine decarboxylase complex. Gene Ontology annotation, biological process: coenzyme A biosynthetic process. Bases 21 to 644 code for a protein of 207 amino acids.